Molecule: messenger RNA, 786 nt
Organism: Erigeron canadensis
Lineage: Eukaryota; Viridiplantae; Streptophyta; Magnoliopsida; Asterales; Asteraceae
Product: agamous-like MADS-box protein MADS4
Exons: 8
Coding region: 11-757 (248 amino acids)
Biological process (GO): positive regulation of transcription by RNA polymerase II
Cellular component (GO): nucleus
Molecular function (GO): protein dimerization activity; DNA-binding transcription factor activity, RNA polymerase II-specific; RNA polymerase II cis-regulatory region sequence-specific DNA binding
Source: RefSeq, a predicted model, not a curated record
GAGAGAGAGAAUGGGUAGAGGGAGAGUUGAACUUAAGAGAAUAGAGAACAAAAUCAAUAGGCAAGUCACCUUUGCCAAACGCAGAAAUGGACUUUUGAAAAAAGCUUAUGAGCUUUCUGUUCUUUGUGAUGCUGAAGUUGCUUUGAUCAUCUUCUCUAACCGUGGCAAACUUUAUGAAUUUUGUAGCAGCUCAAGCAUGCUCAAAACGCUUGAGAGGUAUCAAAAAUGCAACUAUGGAGCACCGGAGUCAAAUGUCGUCUCUGCAAGAGAGGCACUGGAGCUAAGUAGUCAACAGGAGUAUAUGAAACUUAAGGCACGGUAUGAAGCCUUACAACAAUCGCAAAGGAAUCUCCUGGGUGAGGAUCUUGGUCCUUUGAGCUGCAAGGAGCUUGAGUCCCUAGAAAGGCAGCUCGAUACAUCUCUCAAACAUAUCAGAUCAGCUCGGACGCAAGUUUUGUUGGACACACUUUCGGAUCUUCAAAGAAAGGAGAAUGCACUAAAUGAAGCAAACCAUACCUUGAAGCAAAGGUUAAUGGAAGGAAAUCAAAUAAGUUCACUUCAUUGGUAUCCACAUGCUCAACAAGAAGUGUGUUAUGAUAGACAAUAUGUACCUCAACAACAAAGCAAUGAAGCCUUCUUUCAUCCACUUGAUUGUGGGCCCACUCUACAAAUCGGGUAUCAAACGGAUCUACUAACAGCUGCUGCGGGAGUAGGCCCAAGUAUGAAUAACUACAUCCAAGGAUGGAUGCCAUGUUAAAGAAAAUAACAAAAUAAUAUCAGUUUAUG